This is a messenger RNA of Knipowitschia caucasica, 5628 nucleotides long. The record is from the annotation of a GenBank genome assembly. NCBI's taxonomy places the organism in Eukaryota, Metazoa, Chordata, Actinopteri, Gobiiformes, Gobiidae.
AUGCAACACAUUUUCCACCUGGAAGCUGCUGGUCUGCCCCUGAACCUUAGGAGUACCCCCCACCCUUUCUUUCCACGACCCCCGCCUCAGCCACAGCAGCAGACUUCUGAAAGGACAAUCCUGUGUUGUGAGCUGAGGCGUGUCGGAGGAAAGCUCAGGACCCUCGCUGUGCACAGAAAAGUGAUUGUGAUGGAGUGGCGUGAGCAGUCCUCCGUCAGCUGUGAAGAAGCCUACACGGAGGCGCAGAGGUGGAUAGAGGCAGUAACCAAGAAAAAAUUUGGGAGCAGCGACUUCCGAUCGGCGCUUGAAAACGGCGUGCUGCUGUGUGAUCUGAUCAACAGCAUCAAACCAGGGACCAUCAGGCGAGUUAACAGGCUGCCCACACCCAUUGCUGGACUGGACAACCUGAACGUCUUCCUCAGGGCCUGUGGCAAGCUUGGACUAAAAGAAGCACAGCUCUUUCAUCCCGGGGAUCUCCAAGACCUGUCAACAAGAGUGACUGUCAAAGCCGAGGAGACCAACCGGAGACUUAAAAAUGUGUUGAUUACUAUUUACUGGCUUGGAAGAAGGGCUCAGUGUGACCUUGUAUAUGAUGGACCUUACCUAAACUUAAAAGCCUUUGAGGGAUUGUUGGGCACGGCACUGUACAAGGCUCUGCAAGAGUCAUCGUCCAGUCUACAAAAAGACAACAGCAUUUUGCGAGACAGUGGUUUUGGAGAGAGCUGGUACUCAGAACAAGACCUCCACUUUGGGAGCGGAGGAGGGGGGCACCGGAGAGACGACUCCCUGGACAGUUUGGACUCACUGGGAUCUCGACCACACAGCAUUUCAUCGGACAUCAAAGGCAGCAGUGAAGGAUUUUGCAGUGACACUGAGCCAGAGCCUGUCUUCAGGAUGGCUGACAAGGAUAACUUGAGUUAUCGCCGGUCAGCUGUGAUUGCGCCUAAGACAGCUACACAGUUUAACCAGUUCCUGCCCUCCAAAGACAAAGCUCCAGCCUAUGUGCCAGCUCCUCUAAGGAAAAAGCGAGCAGAGCGCAAUGAGGACAGUCGACGCAGCUGGACUAGUCCCUACACAGAAGAGGACAUCCCUCUCACCAGUAGAGUGUCCCCGGUGCCUGCAGCAGGGCAGCUGUGGACCUAUGACGACAGUGGAAGUGACUCUGAUCUGGACCGCCCUGACCCUGACCUGGUCCUGGACGAUCUGGCCAGCAGACGUUUCCACAGCCCCACCCCCUCCACUCCCACAAACUUUGCCAUGCCCCUGAGCCCUCUGGCAGGCACUAAGUCACCUGAGGCAAGGCAUGGACCAUGGCCACAAGUCAAUCUGAAUCCUGGCUUUAUCCCACAGCAGAGUGUGGUUUGUCUCAGCAGAACUGGUGACAGUGAGUGUGGAGAUAAUCCCUCGCCCCAGCGCUCCGCAAGGGUGGACCACAGCACGGGCGUGUCAUCUCAUAGUCUAUUCAGGGAUGUCUACAUCGACUCAGAGGACUCGGAUGAUGAGGUGGGCUAUGCUGACCCUGUCCAAGAUGAUCUGUACGCCAGAAAGUUGGGUACCAAGCCCCAGGCUCCUGCUAUGUCUCACGACAAAUUCCUACCCAAAUUUUGGACACCUGAAGAGGACGUUCAUAUUCAGAAAAUCAAACUGGGCUCACAGAAACGACCCUGGUACAAGAAGAUGCAAGGCCUCAGCUACAAGAAAUCAGGCUCGUCUUCGGAUGAUUCAGACUGCGACGUCAGUCCAUGGGUCUCUGGACGCACUUCGUCUGGUCCUUCUCAGUCCGUUUCAAAUAGGCCCUCUGCAGCUCCCACCACCCUUGUUGUGGGGAAAAGUUCUUAUAUUGAACCCAACUCCCCACCACUGCAACUCCCAAUCAUACUGCCCCCUGUGUUAGUGCACCCUCCGUUAGUGUUUGCCCCUGUGGACCCCACCUCAGGCCCCAAGUUGGUGAAAUGUGAAAAGUUUCCCCUCUAUGGUCGCCCCCCAGACCCUCCUGAAAUCCUGGAUUAUGACAGUUUAUGCCCUGACUUGGAGAAUGAUGACAUGUUUGCCAGAAGGACCCUUGCCUUUCAGUCCAACACAGACCUGGCAAUGAUGAAAUUGCCCAUUAGGUCUAUACGUUACUCAUCAGAACCUCAGCUCAAUAUCAUUACUCAAAAACAUGAGCACAGCACCGAAGAGGAGGAGGAGAUCUUCCCGGACAUAGAAGAAGAUGAUGUGGUUUAUCGAUUCCCGUAUAAUUUAUCUACCCUGUUUGUGGUUCUUUCUUCAUUUUAUAGACAGCUCCCAAGACAGGACAGUCUCGAAGGGAGCAAAUCUACAAAUGAUAUUGACAUGGACCAGGGCGCCGCAAGACAGAUCCGCUAUGAGGAGCUUCAGAAGUUUCGGGAGCAGAUCAAGCACAGUGAUGAUAGGUGGCAAGAUGAUCUGAGCAAAUGGAAAUCCAAACGCAAAAGUGUCAACUUUGAUAUAGUGAAGAAAAAAGAGGAGCGGGAGAAGAUAGAGGAGAUAACGUUCAGCAGCAGCAAGAAGUCAAAGACCUUCAAGGAGAUGCAAGAGGAGAGAGAGAGCAAGAGGCAGAGCUUAGGCAGCAGACUGGGAUCAUUAUCCUACAUGGAUGACGAAGACGUGUUUGAAAAACCUGAUGCCGCCCCACGUGCCCCUUACAGCAGGAGCCACACUAUUGACACUCCGCUCUACUCCUCUUCUUCAUACCGCGAGUCUACGUUGAAAGAGGAUGAUCCGCCUCCAGCUUCCACCGCGACUGGCAGAGCAGCUUCUCCUGUGCCCGCAAGAGAAUCAGUGAACGUCCAAACUACGUCUCUCACUUCUACAAGCUACACCUCCCACCAGCGUUCCCCUUCUCCCCCGGCUGCACCCAACCGUCGCCUUCAAACCAGCACAGCAGAAACGGUGACCACGACCUCCUCCUUUCUAAACUCUGCGCCGAAGGUGCAGGAGCCAAAGAGCCCAUUGUUACCUCCCCAAACUGAGGUGCCCUCUGUUGAAUCCCCGUUCAAACGGCCACAGCAGCAGAUCCCAAUGGAAUCCAAGCCUCCAGUAGUGUCUCGAGUUUCCGCCUCCCUGCCCAGGACCUAUCAGAGGUCGGAUAGCGCCCGGCUCACCUCAGUCGUUGCACCAAGACCAUUUGGAACCCAGGCGACCCGCGUAUCCUCACUCUCUCGAGCCAAUACAACGGAUGACUCUAAGAAACCUGUGAACGGUGACACCUCUAAGAGAGCGUCCGUGCCGAGCCGUUAUCACCAGUUCAUGACUGCUGAGGAUGAAGCAGAGUCCAGCUCCGCCCAGAGCAGCGAAGACGAGGCCAGCGCAGAGAAGAGCGCCACCUCUGAGGAAAUGAAGAGUGAAACCGCAGUCAGCCCUGCUCCAGUUAAAGACAGCAGCCAGGAGAGCUUCUGUGAGACGAGGAUAAGCCUGAACCAGAAACCCAACAGUAGCAGAGACUUCGGCUUCCAGGCAGAUUGGGACUCUACUGGAGCACGUGUCACGUCCAUCGUCAAAGGAAGCCCCGCUGAAAUGUGCCAGCUUCAGCCCGGGGACGAGGUGCUGACGGUGAACGGCCAGAAGGUGGCAGGCAUGAGCUACACGUCCUGGAAGAGCCACAUGGAGGAGGCUUUGCAGGAGGGCAGUCUGGUCAUGGAUAUAAGGCGUCAUGGCAAGAACAGUACCCCUGAGACUAAGACAAUCAACUCCAGUUUGGAUUUCACGUCACAUAUUUCCACCAAAACAGAGCCACUCAAAGAGGCCUUCACGCACCAAGUUGUUGACGUGGCCUCCAACGGACUUAACGGCAGUCUCCGUGACGAACGCGUGACCAUGAGGAACAAAGAGUCAGAACCUAUAGCUUUGAAAAACUUAAAACGAAGAUCUGAGUUUUUUGAACAAGGAGGAUCAGAGCCUGUGAUGCCAGAUAUCCCUGUUCCUCCGAUAACUCCGUCCUCCAGCAGCCGGUGGUCCUGGGACCCAGAGGAGGAGAGAAAAAGACAAGAAAAAUGGCAAAAAGAGCAAGAGCGCCUCCUACAGGAGAAAUAUAAACGUGAUCAAGAAAAACUGCAGGAGGAGUGGGUCAAAGCUCAAGAGGAGAUAACAAGCACUCAAAGCCAGCAGGAGAGCCUGGACGUGAACAACCGGCGCCCGGGCCCACACUCCCCCUUGUCUCCCGUCAGCCAACCCCUCACCUCUCUGUGGGAGGAGCAGGAGAAGAUGAGGAAGGAAGAACUGGAGCGACGGAAGCAAGCAGAGGAACGAGAGCUUCAGCGUCUAAGAGAGGAGCGACUGAAGAGAGAGCAGCGAGAAGAGGAGGAGAGAAAGAGGAGAGAGGAGGAGGAGGAGAGGAGGAGAGAGGAAGAGGCCAGGAGAAGGAGAGAGGAGGCAGAAAGGAAGAGAGAGGAAGAGGAGAGGAGGAGGAGAGAGGAGGCAGAGAGGAUGAGAGAGGAAGAGGAGAGGAGGAGAAGAGAGGAGGCAGAAGAGGCGCAGAAACGGAUAGAGAAGGAAGAGAAGGAGAGGAGGAGGAGAGGUGAAGAGGAGAGGAGGAGUAGGGCAGAGGAAGCAGUAGAACAACAACGCCGGGAGAGGGAAAGAGCCCUGGAGAUGCAGAAGCAGCAGCAGCAGCAUCAGCAGUGGGCUGGUGGCUUCCAUGCCGAGCCCAGACCGACCUUUUCAGACAGCAGGACAAGGUCAAAAUCAUCUCCUCAGCUUGAUGAAGAAGACCGAGCUCGGCAGAGAGGUGUGUCUGUGCAGCCAGGGGGCAUGGCUCACUGGCUGCUGCAGGAGCGGGCGAGCGAGCGCUAUAAACAGGCUCAGAGUCAAAGAGCAGCAUCAGAGCUGGAGACGCAGAGGAGGAACAUUCUGAAUGUUAUGAAAUACAGACAGCCUGAGAGAGUGAUGGGGACUACGGCGUCUCAGAGGGCUCAGCAGGCCGAGUCUCAGGCCGAGAUGGAUCGACAGCAGAUCCUCAAAGAGAUGAAGAAGAAGACGUCUCUGUUGACUGACAACAGCUGGAUCCGACAGCGCUCCUCCACCACCAGCGGCGUAGAGGGCGAGGGCCCGUCAAUGCGCAGAGGUGAUUCUCUCAACAACCUGGAUACCAACAACUACAACUCGUGGCGUUCAUCUUGGACUCCCAGGACCAACUCUCAAAUCCCUAAUUACUCACGGCCUCAGUCUGCCAUGUCGGGUAGCAUUUCCUCAUAUGGUGGCUGGUCAGGGGGUCUUCCUCGCUCCUCCACUUUACCCUCUUCAUCCUCUUCAAGCUCCCUGCGAGGUGGGAUAGGAGCCUCAGCCCCCUGGUCUCAACAGACACCCUCCCCCUCACUGUCCCCAACACCCACCACGUCCCCAGAGCCGCUGCCUGACUCCCAGCAGAGUAACAGGUCAGUGAGUGGCAAGAAAAUCUGUACAUACUGUGACAGUCCGCUGGGGAAGGGCGCCGCCAUGAUCAUCGAGAGCCUGGGCCUUUGUUAUCAUUUGACCUGUUUUAAGUGUUUCGAUUGUGGGUCGGACCUCGGGGGGUCAGAAGCUGGCGCGGAGGUCAGAAUACGAAAUAAACACUUGUACUGCAACACCUGCUACGUGCGAUGCAAAACUAACCAGCCCACCGCCAUGUGA